Messenger RNA from Eucalyptus grandis, 1539 nucleotides. RefSeq names its product thiol protease aleurain. Gene Ontology annotation, biological process: immune response. The coding region runs from base 272 to 1333 and encodes 353 amino acids. Gene Ontology annotation, cellular component: lysosome. The transcript has 8 exons. Lineage: Eukaryota; Viridiplantae; Streptophyta; Magnoliopsida; Myrtales; Myrtaceae. The record is from RefSeq and is a predicted model, not a curated record. Gene Ontology annotation, molecular function: cysteine-type endopeptidase activity.
GCCCUCCAAACGCUUUGGAAAAUACAAGCACAAAAGAGAACAAAUCGCCUAUUCUUUUCCUUUCGUUUGGGCUGUGAGACACAGACCCAGUCGGGUUUACACGCGUGAUGAGCCCUAAUCGGGCCAUUGCCUGCUCGGUGUCUUUCUUGACUUACUGUCGCUUCUCCGUAAGUAUAAAGAUCCCCGUCCAUCUCCGCUCAGUUCUCUCAGUUCCAUCUCCGAACUCCCACACAGUUUGUGGAAACCACUAGGGGAGAGAGAGAGAGAGAGAAUGGCUGGUGCUAGAUUUCUGUGUUCCUUCCUCCUCCUCGUGACCGCUUGCUCCGCCGCAGCAGCUGGCUUCGAGGGCGCCGACCUCGAGUCCUCCAUCCUCCAAACCGUUGGCAAGGCCCAUCCCGCCCGCUCCUUCGUAGACUUUGCCCAAAGGCACGGGAAGACGUACGAGACAGCGGAGGAGAUCAAGUUGAGGUUCCAUAAUUACGGGGAGAAUCUCAAGCUCAUUCAAUCCACCAACCAGAAGGGCUUGCCUUACACUCUCGCUGUUAAUCAGUAUGCUGACUGGAGUUGGGAGGAGUUCAAGACGCACAAACUGGGAGGUGCUCAAAAGUGCUCUGCCACCACCAAGGGCAGCCACAUGCUCACCGACGAUGUUCUUCCCGACAAUGUUCUUCCCGAAACGAAAGACUGGAGAAAAGACGGGAUUGUAAGCCCAGUUAAAGAUCAAGGCCAGGACUGUGGAUCUUGCUGGAGUUUCAGCGCCACUGGAGCUCUCGAGGCUGCUUAUCACCAAAAACACGGCAAAGGAAUUUCUCUGUCUGAGCAGCAGCUCGUGGACUGCGCUACAGAUUUCAACAACCACGGAUGCAAAGGUGGGUUGCCGUCGCAAGCCUUCGAGUACAUCAAGAACAACGGUGGGCUUGAGACCGAGCAAGCUUAUCCUUAUACUGCACGAAAUGGUACCUGCAAAUUCUCGGCUCGCAGGGUCGCUGUCCGAGUUGUCGACUCUGUCAACAUCUCCAAGGGUGCUGAGGAUGAACUUAAGCAUGCAGUUGGCAUGGUCCGGCCAGUCAGUGUGGCAUUCCAGGUCGUGAAGGGCUUCCAGUUUUAUCACAAAAAUUCUGGUGUCUACACCAGCGAUACGUGUGGUAGCACUUCCAUGGAUGUGAACCAUGCUAUUCUCGCUGUUGGUUAUGGAGUUAAAAACGGUGUUCCAUACUGGCUUAUCAAGAAUUCCUGGGGAGAGAGCUGGGGCGACAAAGGAUACGGCAAGGUGAAGAUGGGGAAGAACAUGUGUGGUAUCGCUACUUGUGCAUCAUACCCUAUUGUGGCCUAGAUUGUUUUUAGAGAACCUAUGGACUCGUGCGUCAAGUGAUUCGAGACAUAUUUGCUUCACCUCAAGGUUGAGUACUGUAAUGUAGCAUAGAAGGGUUUAUGCUUUAGCGAACAAAAAUAAUCUUCGGGACAAUUGUAAUUUCAUAUGGUUACUGUUAUGUCAACGAAGACCUUAUAAAUGCCAAUCUAUGUUUGCAUGGCAUGAAA